This is a messenger RNA of Dentiscutata erythropus, 127 nucleotides long. The record is from the annotation of a GenBank genome assembly. NCBI's taxonomy places the organism in Eukaryota, Fungi, Glomeromycota, Glomeromycetes, Diversisporales, Gigasporaceae.
UAUUGAUUGGUUUGGGUCUACAUAUCCACUUGCUUUCGCUCUUGUUUAUUCAGAAAUGCAAGAAUUUUACUGCUGGGUGUUGCAACAACUAAAUAAGGCACUAAUUAUUGUGACAGAUAGUGCACAA